GUGGUGCGUAACGUAACAUUCCAUUGAGAAGAAGAGGGAAAGAUGGCGUCCUCUAAUAAUCCUCGCAAAUUUAGCGAAAAAAUCGCUUUGCAUAAUCAGAAGCAGGCGGAGGAGACAGCUGCGUUUGAAGAAGUGAUGAAAGACCUGAACAUCACCAGAGCUGCGCGGCUGCAGUUACAGAAGACCCAGUAUUUGCAACUAGGGCAGAAUCGUGGACAGUACUAUGGAGGCUCACUGCCCAAUGUCAAUCAGAUUGGAAAUGGCAACAUUGACCUGCCUUUUCAGAACACAGUGCUGGAUACCAGUCGGACAACCAGGCACCACGGGCUAGUGGACCGUGUUUACCGUGAUCGGAGCCGCAUCACUUCCCCUCACCGCCGCCCGCUGUCAAUAGACAAACAUGGACGUCAGAUUGACAGCUGUCCUUACAGCUCAGUUUACCUCUCACCACCCCCAGACACUAGCUGGAGAAGGACAAAUUCAGACUCUGCCUUACACCAGAGCGCCAUGAAUCCAAAACCCCAGGAAGUCUUUGCAGGGGGGUCACAGGAGCUGCAGCCCAAGCGAGUACUGCUGCUAACAGUGCCUGGGACAGAGAAUCCAGAGUCAAACGGAGACAAGGAUGCGCAGAAGCAGUUAUGGGAUGACAAGAAGGAUGAUUCAUCAAAUCCCAACACAUGUGAUGUCCCAGGAAUCAAUAUAUUUCCAUCUCCAGACCAGGAAUUGAAUCCAUCAGUCCUCCCAGCUGCACACAACACCGGUGGUUCACUUCCUGAUCUGACCAACAUCCAGUUCCCUCCCCCACUGUCCACCCCUCUGGACCCUGAGGACACCGUGGCCUUCUCCAGUCUCAGCUCAUCCAACAGCACAGGCAGCCUGACCACCAACCUCACCCAUCUGGGCAUAAGUGCUGCCAGCCAUGGAAUCCCGACCUCUUCUCAGCCCUCUAUGACUGUAACAGCACAACGCCGGCAACCUCCUGUGGUGCCGCUCACCCUCACCUCUGACCUUCAUAUCCAGCAGUCCUCGCAGCAGCUCUCACCCACUCUGUCUUCACCUGUUAACAUAACACAGUCUGUGCCAACAGAGGCACUGACCCUGGAGCAGCAGCUUUCUCAGUACCCCCUGUUCAACCAGCUGACGCCUCAGGCCCAGGCUCAGCUCCUCAGUGACCUCCAGAAGCAGCAGCAGGCCCUGCCACCAGGCAUCCAGCUCAUCACUUUGCCAGCUCCGGUCUCUACUGGUACAGGCACGGCCAGCAGCCCCUCUCCAGACAGCCAGACUACCGCCAGCAUGAGCAUCAGCUCGUAUCGCAAUCAGACUGGCUCACCAGCCACACAGUCUCCAACCUCCCCAGUCUCCAAUCAAGGCUUCUCCCCCGGCGGCUCGCCUCAACACAUCCCGGUGGUGGGCAGUAUAUUUGGCGACUCCUUCUAUGAUCAGCAGUUGGCAUCGAGGCAGACCAACGCCCUUUCUCACCAGCUGGAGCAGUUUAACAUGAUUGAAAACCCCAUCAGCUCCACCAGCCUUUACAACCACUGCUCCACCCUCAACUACACGCAGGCAGCCAUGAUGGGCCUCAGUGGCAGCAGCCUGCAGGACUCUCAGCAGCUCGGCUACAGCAGUCACGGCAACAUCCCCAACAUCAUCCUAACAGUCACAGGUGAGUCUCCGCCGAGCCUCUCCAAAGAGCUGACCAAUUCCCUGGCAGGCGUGGGCGAUGUCAGCUUCGACGCCGAUUCUCAGUUUCCUCUGGACGAGCUAAAGAUCGACCCGCUCACCCUGGACGGACUGCACAUGCUCAACGACCCUGACAUGGUGCUGGCCGACCCCGCCACCGAGGACACGUUCAGGAUGGACAGGCUGUAACUGAAGACGCUGACUGUGGCCAGGAACAAGAAGGAAAAAAAACACACUACGUUGUGAAUGGAGAGAAACAAAGGGCAGGAUGAACCCUCUCCCUCGUUGCAUGGCCGUCCAGCUGUCCGACCUCGCCCUUGACUCCGCGAAGCCCUUUGAAACGAUGCGCCACCAAAAGAUAACAGGGAAAAGGACAUAUACAGUGACUUCCUGGGAAUGGCGCUGCUGUCAUUUUGAAUGAGAUUGGUCGCUCAGCGCUUUCGCUAGCCUGCUGUGUUUACAGUGUACCAUUACAUGCCACAUAUAUUCCAAAAAUGCACAUCUGACUGUUUUCUUUUCUUUUCAUAUCCACGUUAAUAUUUAUUCAUUUGCUUGUAGCAGGAAGCUGCUGGGACAUUGGGUUAAACCGUUCCCAUUCUAACAGCUGUCAAACAAAAAAAAAUAAAUUCAAAAGAACCAAAUAGCUGCUUUACUACGUGCAAUCAGAUGGAGCGGUUUCCCCAAGAUGCCGUAACGGCUUUCUAUUUCACACUCAAAGCUUUAUUUUUAACAACCAAAUGUUUUUCAUCAUUUUAUGUAUGUUUUUAAGUAUUUAUAUGUUGUAUUUAUUUCUUAUUUAUAGAUUUUAUAUUUUGUCCUAUAAUUUAAAUUUAAUGCCAAAAUGCUCUCUGUAGGCAUAGUGUACAAUUGCACUGAUGUAAUUUGUGUCUUAUUUAUUGAUUACUAACAUAUUUAUAUAUGUGCUUGUAAAGCUACUUGGUUAUUGAAGGAGUGCAAAACCUCCCCAUAGUUGCUCUUUGGUGUUCGAUGUGCCGUUUGCUGAUGCUGCAGCCCAACAGUCGAAUGUCUCAAAUGCUGCGUGCUCCAGAAAUGGGCUGGUUUUACUCCGCUAGAAUUUGAGGUUUAGCUAGAACGCAAAGGAGCACGUCCAAAUUGACUUUCUGCCACUGAAAAGCCAGUCUGUUUUUAAAACUCAAAAAUCUUAAAUCUUUGUAAGUCGUCACUGUGAACUCACCUGAUUUUGCCUUACAUGAGUAUUCUACUGUUCUACUUAAGUGUCUAAUGUGACAACAUAUUUUCUUAACUUACUGUAACAUUUUCUUGUAUUUGAGAGGAACCUAUUCUUCAGUCAGUGAUAUUUGUGGUUAUGUUGUGUAAGGUUUGACAAAUCAAUGUACUGUAUUUUGUAGCGGUACGGUUUAUAGCCAAAUUGUCAUUUUUUUAAGUGGGACAAAAAAAAGCAAGACAUACGAUUAGAUCGGUGAUGUGUUGGAGAAGGAGCGCAAUUAUGGGGAGGCUUUUUGCUCCGAACAGGGAAGCUCUAACAAAACGCUACUGACUUGUUAAUGGCAGUACCACAAAGUAUUGGUGUAAACUGUAACUACAGUACAAGCUGCUAAAUGCUUGUUUGGUGAAUUACCAUAUAUCAUGUAGAGUGGGUGUCAUAUACUACGACUUCUAAAGUGUACAGGUCCCUGUGGCUCAGUUAAAGAAAGAUCAAAUUUAUAUAUAUAAUGUUUUUCUUGUAGUUUUAAAAUCGACACCUUUGCGUACAUUGAACCUUAACUGUCCAACAGUCAGGGAUGCUGAAGAGUUUCAAAGUGUUUACAGCAUCUUCUUAGCAGAGAUGUGUUUACAGGGGUUUGGUGUGUUUUGCUGAACUCCCAUCUGUCCUGGCUUUUUGUCAGAGUUUCCCUGAGUGCGGGUCCGUCCAUGGGACCUCUUAUGGUGUUGUGUAACGUUUGUGUACAGACAGACUAAUCACUUACUCACCUUACGCGCCGACGGGGACAGACUUUAAAGCCUGCGGUGGUUGAAGGAAUCACGUUUGGUUUACUGCACACCUCUGCUGUUGUACUGUUUGUUUCAGGUAAACAGGUGUUUGUCUGCUGUACUUCUCCAUCCAAGGUUUUGUUCGUCUUCAACAGAUCUGUGAUUCCUAUGCAACCGAGACAAAAAAAGACCCUUAAAGGAAAAACCCACCUCUGAUAUUUUCUUGUUUUCAACACAUUUGUUAUUUAGCUGGAUUUAUACUUCUGACGUUGUCUUGUAAGGGAAAUGUUUUUUUUACUUUACGGACAGAUGGAUAUGAGAGCGGCUGCCUGUUAUUUACGCUGGUACAUGCACAAAUUUGGCCAGUGACGAUGCAGUGAGAGGACGGCGUGCUAAACGUCUCAUCCCUCUCAGAGCUUGGUGUCACAGCGCCCACAAUUCUUAGACUCCUUAUUGCUGUAUAGAAACAAUGAACUCAGAUAAUUAUAUUUACAUUAUAUUUCUGCAUUCAUGGAAAAAUAUGACUAAACAUCUGUUAUUUCCCUUAAAAUUUGACAGCUAUCCGUGCAGCGGUGCUAUGACAAUCAGUGAGCGAAAUCGUAUGCUGAACUAUUCAUUUUUAAGCCAGUGGAUCACCUCAACCAAGAAGCAUAAAUCUAGCUUUACUUUAAAAAAUCAUUUUAAUGUAUAAUGACUCAUACAUAUUUUAUAACUUUAACAUAUAUAAACUGUACCUCUGCCUCUUCUACAGUGAAUUUCGUCCUGUUUGACUGUUUUUGCUCUAGCGAAAAAAUCCUCAAAUCCUAAGGGAACUGAUGUCAGACAUGAUUUAUUGGUCAUAAGUCGGCUCGAUUGCAGUUGCUAAAAAAUAUGUGCACAUUUAUCCUGGGCCCAGAGCUGCACAACAGUGUCUCAGAUGUUGAUUUUGUGUAUCAGAUGUGUGGGAUUUUUCCUUUAAGUCACAACGUAGAUGUAUAAAACACAUUCUCUCCAUUUCCAAAGGUUCCUGCUCCUGAAAUACGUUUUGUGUUUGAGCCGAACAGUGGUUUUGGUGCCAGUAAUGUCGGUGAUGUUGCUUUCCUUUCCUGGGUCCUGCUGGCUCCAUUCACUCUGACGUUGUACAUACGCUAUAGCUGAAACAAAAUGCAUGACUGACGGUCAAAACCUCGACAUGAAGGCCUUCUAUAGCUCUGCUGGUUUGAUUUGUGUAACAUAAUAUCACAAAGUCUAGAGGGAUGCAUGUAUGGGUUUCUCCUGUGCAACAGUUAACUCCUGUUAAGUGACCUGUUACCUCCAUCUCUGUAUAACGCUACUCUGAAUGAUAUAAGAAUGUAUUUCUUGUGACAGUGUCCUAGUUUUAGCCUGUUGCCAAAUGAUUUUGGUCCCGGCACAGCUGGACCAGACUAAUGCUGUCUCCUCAGUUGUCUCUUCUCCCCCUCUAAGAAAAAUCAGACUGUUGCUUGUUCCGCUCCUUCUCGUUCCUGCUGUAGCAUCUGGGGUGCGGUUGUAAACAGUCGAGCCUCGUACUAAAAGAACCUGCAGUUGAUCCGGCCCCCUCCCUCCCGUCCGUCAGCACAGCCUCUCUGAUCUCUGGAGAAAAACCGCAGCAGGUUCUGUCUUGCAGAAAUUGGCACGUGCACUGAUCCUUUGCUUUUGUGGACUUGGAUCCUCUGAAGCUGCUGCAUCAGGCAGUCAGCUGCAUGACAUGAUAGAGCUGAUUAUAACCCAUGUACAGAACUCUGAUCUUGCUAUGCUGAAGUGGAGUAUGUUUUAAGACAUCAGAUAUGAUAGUUUGUCGUUUGCCUAUUCUGUCACGGUCUGGCCUGGGUACAGUGUUCCUCACUUAGUUUUCUUUUGUGCAAUGUUUAGUCCACUAGUUGCUUGGCACUUUAUUUGUGACUUCCUGGCUUUUGAGCAGGGACUGUUCUGCCCAAUGUGAAUGCUGACUGUUUCACACCAGAUGUAAACUUCGGAGAUAUUUUCGUGUCAAAGAAAAGAUGAAUUCUCUAUUUUCCUUUCUAAGCUAUAUGUUGGCUUGUCUCGUUUUCUUUUCUCUGUGGAGAUUCUAGGGGAUGCAAAACUAGAAAGGGCUUAUUCCAGUGCAGCUUUGGCUCACACGUUGGAAAGGAACGCCGGUCCGAAUGUAAUUUGUGUUGGUCAUUUUCCCCCCAGUUGAAAGUCACCAUUAAAGCAGUGACACUAGAUACAGUAGAUUCUGCCAGUAGUUACUGCCACUACCAGAGAUCUGUCACCUGCAGCAACACAAGUUCACUAAUCAGUAUUGUUGUGGACUGAAGCCAUGAAUGGAAAUAAUACAGUAACAUGUAACUGUGUACGACAGCAACGGUAACACAAGCAAAGAGUUACAGUUCAGGCAGCACAACCUUCUAGUUAGUGAACAACAAUUUGUGGUCCAUUAAUUAAACAUGACAAAGUAAUACAUUUCCUUCAUGCUAAUCCUUUGUCAUUUUUCAGUCUGCUUCACCACUCUCCUGCUUUUCUUGUGCAUUUAUUUGGAGUUAAUUUUUUUCACAGCCUACGUUUAUGCUGCAUCAAAAGAAACAAUGAUGAAUUUGCCCCAAACGUAACAAAACCUGUGUGCUGUAUUCAGAGGUGUCUUCUCAGUCCCAGAACAAAUGGAAAGAGUUGCUGCUCAGUAUUUACUGCUUGUUUGCAGUGUUUUAUUCUUAAGAAAAUGUCCCUUUAAUAAAUUUUCUUUUCAAAACAACAUCAUUUACAGAAAUGUGUAAAAGGUUCUGGAAACACGCAAUUUCAGUUCCACUUAAAGCUUAUAGUGAGAAUAGCAUUAUAUCACUGUUGUCCUGUAAAUUGUAGUAAAAGAUCUGUAGUUAUUUAUUUGUUGCCAUGUGAUUCUCCUUAUGUGACCAUUUGUUUAUGACAUGAAAGUCAAUUAAAUUGAAUGUGGAAGACAGA
Betta splendens (Siamese fighting fish) is the source of this 6567-nucleotide messenger RNA. It is a transcript of the gene crtc1b, whose product is annotated as CREB regulated transcription coactivator 1b. Lineage: Eukaryota; Metazoa; Chordata; Actinopteri; Anabantiformes; Osphronemidae. The record is from RefSeq and is a predicted model, not a curated record. The transcript has 14 exons. Gene Ontology annotation, molecular function: cAMP response element binding protein binding. The coding region runs from base 43 to 1869 and encodes 608 amino acids. Gene Ontology annotation, cellular component: cytoplasm; nucleus. Gene Ontology annotation, biological process: positive regulation of transcription by RNA polymerase II; protein homotetramerization.